CGUUGAAUAGUUGCUGGGAAAGCAUGAAUACGAAGUGUCGUUUGUGUUUGUGCUCAGUAGGUAAGCAUGCACAAUUCACUGCUUCUCUACACGACGAUGGUUUUUGCGAAAUGCUCAAAAUCGUGUUUCGUUUUCCGCUUCCGACGAAACAAAUAAUCUCUGGUAAGAAUUUCAACUUACCAGUAACGGUGUGUCCGCAAUGCUCUACUAGCGUGCGAAAUUUUUAUAGUUUCACCAGGCUAACGGAAGCUAACCAGAAAAAACUGCAAACAGAAUGUCCGGUUACAGCUGGAGUUUCAUUCGACGAGCUCCUACUGCAAGCAAAAACGGAACCAGAUGAUAUUGUCGUGAAUCAUGAUGAUGUACCACCCCUGUUGAUGUGGAACAUUUCUUCCAAGAAUCAAUCAGAUCACGAGUCAAAUUUGAUAACAAGGAAUACAUCCAAGGAAAACAGUAGUCAUUCGUUCAGUUCAGCCAACCAAGUAUCGCGAGAAUGCUCUGUGGAAAACCCAUCAUACGGGUGUGUAGAUGAGGAAGAAGUCACCGAGAGUAUUUUAGGAGUGGAAAGACGCAUCAAUAUGAUUUCAACUAAAAUGGAUAAGCUACUAAACAGCAUAGCAAGCAGAAGCAAUAAGCAUUCACCCCGUAGUUCGUCUUUCAAAUUCACUGCACUUAAUUCGGAAGGCGAGCUUACAUCUUUUGAAGAUCGUUUGCAACAAAAAGAGUACAAGGAAAAUGUCCUCGGCUGGCUUGAUGCCAAUAUCAAUGCAGUCAACAGUGGCAAACGUAUGAGUAAAGCACUAGACCUGUUGUUUAGUAGAAAGUUUUUUGCCCAAUGCAGUUGGACAGGGAGAUCCCACAAAUCCUACGGGUUUAAGGUCGAAAUUGGUAACCGCACCAACGUACUGGAAUUAUUCAGGCUCAUUGGAAGCACAAACAUAUGCAGCAUCAACGAACGGCUGCUGAAACGUUUUUUCAUCCAAAAGACUAAAAAUUCAAAACCGAGAAUUCAUUUAAAACCUCGACCAUGAAAAUCAUUGUCAAAUCAUCAAAUAAAAGUUAUAAACCCUUUUCGAAAUCAUCUUUUUUAUUGAAAAACACCACGAUAAGAAAUUUGCGACAGUUGCAUGGUUAAAUUCUUAAUCUAAACAUAUUGAGACUAUGUACUGCAAGCC
Messenger RNA from Anopheles coustani, 1175 nucleotides. RefSeq lists its product as uncharacterized. The record is from RefSeq and is a predicted model, not a curated record. Gene Ontology annotation, cellular component: nucleus. NCBI's taxonomy places the organism in Eukaryota, Metazoa, Arthropoda, Insecta, Diptera, Culicidae. Gene Ontology annotation, molecular function: zinc ion binding. Bases 24 to 1031 code for a protein of 335 amino acids. The transcript has 2 exons.